Molecule: messenger RNA, 777 nt
Organism: Trichosporon asahii var. asahii CBS 2479
Lineage: Eukaryota; Fungi; Basidiomycota; Tremellomycetes; Trichosporonales; Trichosporonaceae
Exons: 2
Coding region: 1-777 (258 amino acids)
Source: RefSeq, a predicted model, not a curated record
AUGCAACCACACGAGUAUGACCUGACGCCCGGUCCCGACCCUCUCCUUUCCCCCAGUGAGUUGCAUACACCCAAGUGCAUGCUGAUGACAGCCCGCUCCAUCCUCCUGCAGCGCUGGGUCACGCCCCGCCGCAAGGACAUUGCCGCCCUAGUCGUCGAGGGCUACACACGCGAGUCGGCACACAAGGCUCUGCAACGCACCCGCAACUUGCUAGAGGCAUCAGCCUUCCUUCGCGCCCACCUCGAACGUGAAGUGUGGAUCCGCGACUUCCGCGAACUGCAUGGGUACAGGCGUGUCCCUUCCGAGCUGGCGCUCACCCGAUUCCGCGACCCCGACACGGCCUUCGCCUACCUGAAACACUGGGAGCAUACCGUCUUCCAUCCGCUGUGUCCCUUUUGCCAUCGACAGCUCGAGGCACUCGGCCCCGCCGGCGAGGAGAGGAGGCAGGCGAUCAUUGCCGCCACGGAGCGCGCUGCGAACGAGCAGGUCGACUACGAGCGCGUCACUCCUUGGAUCGACGGGCAGAGCCGGUGGGGCAAGGAGGGCGAGUACGAGAAGGGCCAUGUCCGCCGGAGGCUGAGGCGGAACAGGAGGGCGGACUUCACACGCUGGCUGUCUGCUGCCGAGCCGACGUUCUUCUCAAUCGCUGAAGUCGGUGCAGAACGAGGUCCAGCUCAGCCCGUCGCCGCCUCUGAUGAAGCUGGAGGGACUGCUCAGGAACUGCGUACAGUUUGCGAACCAAUUCUGUCCGUGUACCUGUGCGGGGUUGGAGCGUGA